Messenger RNA from Penicillium diatomitis, 3456 nucleotides. RefSeq names its product putative C2H2 transcription factor (AmdX) (gene amdX). The record is from RefSeq and is a predicted model, not a curated record. Gene Ontology annotation, cellular component: chromatin. NCBI's taxonomy places the organism in Eukaryota, Fungi, Ascomycota, Eurotiomycetes, Eurotiales, Aspergillaceae. Gene Ontology annotation, molecular function: zinc ion binding; DNA-binding transcription factor activity, RNA polymerase II-specific; RNA polymerase II cis-regulatory region sequence-specific DNA binding. The coding region runs from base 1 to 3456 and encodes 1151 amino acids. Gene Ontology annotation, biological process: regulation of transcription by RNA polymerase II; DNA-templated transcription. The transcript is spliced from 3 exons.
AUGUUAUUAGAUGCGAUGGUCGGCCACGAACGAGAUCAAAGUCCACAACUGGCGGACCUGGCCAGUAUCAACGAACUUUCGGGAACUAUGCCUGCUCCAUCGAAAGACUCGAAGAAACAGACCGAAGCCAAUGGCCAGACUGGUGCCAAUGGCAAUAUCCCCCCUCCCAAAACAGACAAGCCUCGUCCCCAUGUCUGUACCACAUGUGGUCGGUCCUUCGCUCGUCUGGAGCACCUGAAGCGCCACGAGCGGUCCCACACCAAGGAGAAGCCGUUCGAGUGUCCGGACUGCGCGCGAUGCUUUGCUCGCCGUGAUCUGCUGCUUCGGCAUCAGCAAAAGUUGCAUAUGACCACGACCCCGUCCUCCCGACCUCGCAAUGGCCGCCGUGAAAGCACCGGCGCCGCUGGAGCGGGUGCCAACCGGGUGCGCAAGAACUCCACCGCGAACAAUGCUGCCUCCAUGCGACCUCGCGCCAACACGAUCAGCCACAUCAACACGAGCGCUCUUGGGCUCGCAGAGGAGGGAAUCCUACCUCUGGGAUUCAGUUCUGGUCACCCGCCAGUAAAUGGCCUGCCGAAAUUGGAGACAUCGGGUCUCCCGAUGGAUAUGACGGGCGCCUUGCGAACCGCCCCCGUAUAUGGUAGCUUUGAUCUGGGAAUCGAUGGCAUGCUCAUGGGCCAUGGAAGUACCAUCAAUCCUGCUCAAUUACACUUUGCAGGUUCUCCUCACGGCUUCGGUGACUCUCCUUCAUCUCCGUUCGGCCACCCCCAAAACCAGGGACUGACCCACCCGGAUUCGAUGAUGGACGAUGACAUCAACUUUGAUUGGAUGAACGGAUUCGAUGCUGCUGUCGCGCUAGGAAAUGGGAACGAGUCGGUCAUCGAUGAAUCGUCUCCGUCGGCGAUGAGCACAGGCAGUCAAAGUGGUAUCAGCGAGGCGAUGCUGGACGGUCCCAACCGCAUCCCGAUUUCGAAUGGCUGGCACAAUCCAUUUCCGGGACACUCUGCGGCAUCCGCCAAUCAGUUCGCCAUUGAUUUCUCGCCCACGACCUUGAACGAACUGGGAAUUCCACCUGAGACUGUAUCGCCCAAGUCGCUGAUGACCCAGAACCCGUUCGCAGAGGCUUAUGCCACACCUCCCUCUAUGACUUCGGUCGGCCAGCCCAUCGUGGGAGGACAUUCGCAGAGUAUGUUUUCAUCCUCAAUGGCAACAAACGGAGAAGCUCCUAAUCCUCUCAACGUUCCUUUCCCGAAUAGUGCCCUACGAAAUCAACAUUCCACACUCUCAACGGAUACAUUUACAGAAUCCACACGACAGGCUCUAUUAGCGAGCAUGUCGCAACCCACUGGCUUCAGUCACCGCAAGUAUUCACAGCCCGCCUCUAGUCUUCUCAACAGCCGUGAGCUCUUUUCCCGCUCGAAUGGCUUCAGCACCUCGGGUCAGCUUCCCAGCACAUCGGAUAUGCAACGCUACAUUUCCGCCUACAUCAUUUAUUUCCACCCUCACUUGCCAUUUCUCCACAUUCCUACCCUCAAUUUCCAGGCUCCCGAGUAUACGAGCAACUUACGCACUGCGAGCGGACACCUUAAUCUCAGUUCAACCGGUAUUGCAGGAGGCGGUGGCUGCUUGAUUCUCUCCAUGGCUGCUAUCGGCGCUCUAUACGAAGCUGAAACAGCCUCCUCCAAAGAGCUUUUUGAAGCCGCGAAGAAGAUGAUCCAGUUGUAUUUGGAGGAGCGUCGAAAAGCGGACAUGUCAGCAGCGCUGAGUCGUUCUCACUCAGCCCGCGAUAACUCUGUGCAUAACACUCCUCUGUGGCUUGUGCAAGCUAUGCUGCUUAACGUGAUAUAUGGUCACGCCUGUGGUGACAAGACAUCCGCCGACAUUGCCAGUACACACUGUGCCGCCCUCGUGAGCCUUGCUCGUGCCGCCGAACUCACGCAUCACCUCGAUACCAAGAAUCUCCCCCAAGACCACCUCUUUUCAGCAUCGACCGAUUCAAACUGGUGGUCCUCGUCUGCGUCGGCUCAAUCCAAAGAGCAGCGCGAAUGGUUGAACUGGAAGAUGAUCGAGGAGCGCAAACGUACCCUUUACGCGAUCUUCGUUCUGUCCAGCUUCCUCGUGUCAGCAUACAACCACGCUCCAGCCCUCACCAACUCGGAGAUCCGGCUUGACCUUCCCUGCGAAGAGGACCUUUGGGCUGCCGACUCGCCUCAGUCAUGGAAACAGAUGGGCGCUUCGUCUUCCAUAAAGAGGGGCGUAUCUUUCUCUGCUGCCUUGACUUCUCUCUUGACUGCGAGCCAGCGAGAACAACAAAAUAAAUCAUCCAAUCUCUUUUUCGGUGGUGGCAGCACUGAUGACCCGACUAGUGCUGAGAACCGUCCCAGCACCUUUGGAUGCCUUGUUCUGAUCUAUUCACUUCACAACUACAUUUGGGAAACGAGACAAAGGCACAUGGGCCGGCAAUGGACCACUCAAGAAACGGAAGCUAUGCAAUCGCACAUUGAACCGGCGUUGCGGGCUUGGCAGGCGGCAUGGGCCAGCAAUCCGGUGCAUAGCCUUGAGCGACCUAAUCCAUUUGGGGCCGGUCCACUAUCUGCCGAUAGCAUCCCGCUACUUGACCUGGCCUACGUGAGAUUAUUUGUUAAUCUUGGUCGGUGCAAGGAGGCGUUUUGGCAACGUGAUUGGAAUGGCAUGGCGGACGAGCUCGCUCGGGGUACAGAUGUUUUCCACCAGACCGAUGGGCCCCUUCAUGAUGUUUUGGAUCCCUCGCUCAUUGGACAAGGAGACAUUCGGCGAGAAUCGGUGACUGAUCUAGGUGUUGGUGACCUCACGCUCUCGAAUGCUUCGAUGCACGAUCAGCCUAUGCAGCCUCUCUCUAACAUGUACAAGGCUGGUCAGUCAAAGCGAGAGAAGCACCUUCGGAAAGCUGCGUUCUAUGCGGCCGACUCCAUCUCCAUGUCGGACCGACUUGGGAACACUUUCGCCGAAUUCUCUUCCCGUGAACUCCCGAUUCAAUGUGCUAUGUGUGCUUUCGAUUGCGCUCAGGUCUUGGCGGAAUGGAUCACCACCGUGCAGGAACGCGUUGGCCCUUACUUGGGCAUGCUUGGUCGUGAUGACAUCGACCUGGCACAUGUCCCGGGUGUGAUGCUUCUAGAGGAUGAGGAUUGCAACCUCAUUGACAAGAUCAAGGAGAUUCUUGGCAGUUUUGAAACGAAAAUGCAGCGGACAGUGCAGAAUAGCAACACCAUGUCUGCACUGAGUGUGAUGCAACGGUUACCCAGUGUGGUUGAGGGAGGAUACGGGUGUAAAUUAUUGAUUGCGACGGCCAGUCUGCUUGAUCGAGCAGCAGUAUGGCCUGUGACGAAGUUGAUGGCACGCUCGCUAGAAGCGCAAGCGAUGCGGAUGAAGGAGCGUGCAGAGCAAUCUUGCUCUCAAGCGAUUAUGAUGACCUCUUAA